AAACCCGUUCAGUCCGUGCAGUUUGCGCACAUGAAUCUCACCAGCCUUCAAUAGCUACAAUUAUUAUCAUAAAAAUUUACGAAGAUGGAUACAGUCCCGGCAAACAUGAAUGCGGUAGAAAAUGUACUUACCCGGAAAGAAAUUCGUCGGCAAAAGUUGAUGGAAUUCCUGGCAGCAAAAGCAAAUGUGAUGUUGCCCAGCAAAAAACCAAAUAUGGUUAAAGAUGAGAAGUGUAAAAGUGAAAGAUCUGCUCCUAAGGUGCACAAUGGCAAAGAAAACACAAUUCCUGCUCCCAACAAGGAUGUUAAAGUUAAAACUAUUCAGGUCACCUCUGUUAAAAAACCUCUGGGUCUUAAAAACUCAACAAAUAUAAGUUCUAGCAACAUCUAUGGAAAGCAGAGCAGUAAAAAUGUAUUGACCACAACGACUAAAGACGCAAAAAGCCAUAAAAUACCAGUUUUCACUAAAACAUACACAAUUGUAAACUCCAAAUCCACGUCAAAUGCAGCCAGUCAAAAGCAGCCUUUCACAAGAGCGCCCUCUGUUGGCAAGGGUCCAUUAAAAACCCUCUCUGCUACUCCUGCUGUUAAAUUGUCAAACAUCACUACAAACCUAUGUACAAAUACUGCAUCUUCCAAUAUGGACAAAAUUGAAAGUGGUAGAAUGAUCCAUGGACCCAUUAUUAAGACCAGAACAGGACUGGUGCCUGCAGUGAUUCAACCCAGAAAAUCAAAACCACACAUUUUGCCCACUGUUAACGACACAAAAAGCCCUACCUAUAAUGUGCGAUCCAGAACUUUGUCACACAGAGCUGUUUCACAAGCAUCAGUCACAUCUUUGAGAAAAACACUGUCCACAAUCACUCUUAAACCUGUGAAUAAGAUUGUUACUAUGACAACAAGGGAAGAGAGUAAAGCACAAAACAAGUGUCGUCCUUUGGCUGCAACAAGUAAAACUGUUGAGAAAGCACAAUGCAAUACACUUUCAAAUAGACUGCAGACAUUAUCAAGGUGCUCAACAAAAUCGGUAAAACCAGAUGCAAAGAUACAAACUACUAAAGCAAAAGUUUUAGACUGCUGUACAAAACCUACAAAUGCUCUCAAAGUAGACAAAAAUAAGCCAGGCGUCACAAAACCAUCAAUCAUCAUGACAACAAGUCGGGAUAAUUUCAGAGCACACAAAGUUCCCGCUGCAUGUACCCACGGUGACAAAAGCAAGAUUUCUAAAGAGAUCCAAAACAAGAAAACUUUAUCAAAACCAUUCCAAGCACCUGCUGUACCAAAAGAAAAGAAAAGGCCCAUAGCUCCACAGACCGCUCCACAACCUUCCAGAGCCCAGAACCUCAUCAGCCGGACCACUAGUAUGAAGACCCCAGAGAGACGAGCUCUUUCUCAGUCUGAUGGAAAACCACUCACAGCUGCCCAGGACCGAAUAAAAAAGCUUCAGGAAUGGCGUGCAGCGAAGGGCAUUUCAUACAAGCGUCCUCCGAUGUUCAUGAAGUCCCAGGCCAGGCGCACUAUAGCGGCUCCUCAGCCCUUCUGGUCCCACAUGGAGGAGGAGGAUGAGGCGCAGUCUCUGAUCUGUGCUGUGGACCGCUCUCUGGAAGACUGCAUCAAACUCUUGGGGGAGGGCUGUCCUACACACCAGGUGAAAGAAGUUCUCUCACGACUACCAGCGAUUUCCCAGAAGUUUGCUAAAUAUUGGAUUUGCCAGGCCCGUCUGAUGGAGCAGGAGGGAAACCUAGAUGUCCUCCCCAUGUUUGAGAAGGCAGUUGGUCUAGUUUUGGAGCCCAUAGAUGAGCUGCGCACUGUGGUGUUUGAGAUUUUGAAAAAAAGGGAUGACAACCAAGAUAAAGAAACCGAACCAAUGGCAGAUUCCUGUGAAAUGUCUUUAGAAACAUUGGACAACCCUGUGACGCCAAAACCUGCCAGAGCUCUGAUUUGUGCGGAGAAAGGAAACUCCUCUGUGGUCAAAUACAAGAUAACAGCCACACCUGGUGGUCACCCAAGUCAGCGCAGGGACUCCACUGUUGUGAAUGGACAGGAAGUGCGUUUCUUUACUCCGGUGCGGCGCUCUGUUCGUAUUGAGAGAGCUUGCCUUCUUUAUCCCGUGUCCCUCCAAGACCACGACCUGUGCGUUGCUUCGUACAAUGAUCUGAUCGCUGAAGAGGAGAAGGAGAAUGCUCAGCAAAGCCAAUCUGAAGGCUCUUCUUCCACGCACAACUCACCCAUGUACGUCUAUAGGGAGAAUGAAGCACUGAAAGAUAAGGUGUUUGUACAAUAUGUCUGCGGUGAUGAAUGAACUGAAAUUGUGCCUUUUUAAAGGCGCGUUGCGGUACUUUUCUGGUAGAUAGUCCAUCACCUAAUUGUCUUCAUAUCUAUCUUUUAUUCAUUACAGGUGUUUCUAUUGCUCAAAAAUACAAUAAUUAUCUUUGUUAAUAGGGUUGCAUCUCCACAGAUCUGACCUAUAAUGUAGCUUAUAGUUGUCUUCCUAGAGAUGGAUAGGUUUAAUCUCAACUGUAGAACAUCUAGAGAAAACAACAUCUCCAUGAGGAGGAGCAGGUGACAGACCCUUCACCAGAAAAGUUGCACGAUGCACCUUUUAAUACAUAGAAGGGGCAUAUUUACCUUGUACAGUAUUGUCAUGUAAAAACCUUUUGGGGGGGAGGGUUGGGGUGUCUCUUUUCAAUACCUUGUUUUAGUUUUUUGGUUUUUUUUUUACAUUUACUAUAAAUGUAUCAAGUGGUGUUGUAAAUAAAGUUUAUUUCUUGCUCUUUGUAUUUAAUUUGCACUGCGUAACUUUUUGGUGAGGGCUGUAUUCUUCUCUCCAUGGAGAUGUGAAUCCUUUGCUUUGUAUGUUUUAUACAGUGUUAAACUUGGUAUGAGCAGAUGCCUCUCCACAAAUGUGGCCUGUAACUUGGCCUGGAAGUGCCAUCUGCUAUUUUCCUAAAUGCCACAAAGUUACACACUGCACCUUUUAAGGCAGGGGUGUCCAAACUUUUUUCAUCAAGGGCCACAAGGGACAAAGAGCGCUAAUCGAGGGUCAUAGACUGGUGCUACAGUGAAUAAUUUCAAUUUAGAAUGAAUCAUCAAUCUUUAUUCACACGAAGAUCCGUAAAACCACACACUAAAUAUUAAAUAGCUUUAUUAAGGUAGAUUUUCAAAAAACUUGUAGUAAAAAGUAAAUUUUUAAUUGAUGCAAGGUAAUUUGGGUCAAAUCACCUGGAAGCCCAGGGGCCAAAAAAAAUGUGUCUGAGGGCCGCAUUUGGCCCACGGGCCAUAGUUUGGACAUGGCUGUUUUAAGGGAUAUUUAGUCUUUUGAUUGCUGUUAAUGUUUCAUGUCAUAGCAUUGUAACAAGGCAAGUUUACAUAUAUUGCCUUUUUCUUUAAGGCAGCAUUUCUGCUUGAGUAAAGAAACAGUAUUCUGCUAAUGUUAACACAAUAGUCAGGCACACUUAACAUUACAGGUAAAAAUCAUAAUUAAAUUGUAGUUGUCAGGUAAUAGGCCAAAGUUUUAUGUUAGAUAUAAGUAGGGUGACCAGAUUUUUGAAAUUCUAAACUGGGACACACCAUGGGUUAGUUUGGCUGGUAUGAAUAAAAUUGUGAAAAGAGCGUGUAACAUUGUGGAUUCUUCUGUCAGUCAUAAAGGUCUUGUCAGUCAACUUCUGUUGCAGCAUUUUUUUGCGUUAUAGUCAUUGACAAACACAUUUUUGUUUUGUUUUUUUCUGUAUUUUGUCAAAACAAAUGAUUUUAUGCUCCGUUAGAGAAUUUUUAUGUUAUAAGCAUUUCUCAUUGAAAGUGUUAAUCAUUUAAAGGCUGAUUCAUGUAAAGGUAAUCAUGAUGUAGUAUAAAGUUAUCAACAUUUGCUUUUUGUUUUGUCUUGUUUUGUUGUGUUCAAGCUGUAUCAGUUGAUAUAGAUGAUGUGUCGGCUGACUCAUUAAGAUAAUGUACCAGGAGAAACAACUAGUAAUGGUAAACAUCAUGAGGUUAACAUAGGACUCUGGGGAAUUACUAGAGGCUAUCCACCACCUGGAGUAUGAAAUCAGUGUGUACUUGGGGGCUGUGUCAGUUGAAGCUUGUCAGUCAUGAGAUAACAUGUGAACAAUAUGUAAUGUAAUGAAUGUAACCUAUUGUGUGAUAAUUGUGUGAUGCUCUACAAUAAAAGGGCUUUGGAGAGAAGAGAGCUUCAGUUACGAUGAGGCAGGUAGCUCUCUUCUACUCCUUGCGCAAGUAAAACGAA
Messenger RNA from Boleophthalmus pectinirostris (great blue-spotted mudskipper), 4239 nucleotides. RefSeq names its product cytoskeleton associated protein 2-like (gene ckap2l). NCBI's taxonomy places the organism in Eukaryota, Metazoa, Chordata, Actinopteri, Gobiiformes, Gobiidae. The record is from RefSeq and is a predicted model, not a curated record. Gene Ontology annotation, cellular component: cytosol; centrosome; mitotic spindle.